Molecule: messenger RNA, 868 nt
Organism: Perca flavescens (yellow perch)
Lineage: Eukaryota; Metazoa; Chordata; Actinopteri; Perciformes; Percidae
Gene: arl6ip6
Product: ADP-ribosylation factor-like 6 interacting protein 6
Exons: 4
Coding region: 180-728 (182 amino acids)
Source: RefSeq, a predicted model, not a curated record
GGAAACAGGCAAAAGAAGGAAGGCUAUGACAGUUCCUGAUGCAACAAUAAAACGGUCAGUUUAUACCAUGCAGUUUUUACCACAUGUGGUCUGACUUAUAAAGAACUUGUAAAUACACAAGUUGUUCCAUAUUACGUAGGCUAAAGGGACGUUUAUAGGCUGUUUUCAAGUGCAUCACAAUGCAGGGAAGUGCGACAGACCUUUUAAAAGAAAGUUUUGGUCGUUCACAUUCGUCAGAGGAAAUGGAACAUAGGCCUACAGAAUCUCAUUCUGUGAGACCCCGGGUGGGUAUCAUGUCAGGUGAGGUACCCAGUGGGAGUACGGGGCAGCCGUUCAACUGGAACGGCCCCAAACCGUGGUCAGUCGUGGUGCUGUCAGUACUGGGCUCCGCCGUAGCUGUGGUCGCUGUUGGCUGUGUCUGCGCCCUCAUCUACCCGAUACUCAAAGAGCUGCGGGCAGAGAGAGUGAGAGGAGAGGAUGGGACUGAAGAGAGGAUGAUGGGUUUCUGGAGUAUCUUGGUGCUGUCAGUAUUACUAGGAUGUAUCUGCUGUGUUUUCUCAUUGACCCUCACAUACCUUAACUCGUACCAGCCUGGCAUGGGGUUGGGAACACCACUGACACUGGCCGACUUCAGAGAUGGAUCUGGCCAUGGUUUCCACACGGGUUAUAGUGUUGCUGUCCUUAACGGCACGAUGGCCAUGCUCACUGUCAUCUGGAGCCUCACCUGACACACAAACACAUAGUGAUGUCCCGAUCAGCUCUUUUGGCCCUCCGAUCCGAUCUGCAGAUUCCACACACAGUCCCGAUCCGAUGUAUUUCCUCAGAUAAUAGAGCUGCACACCGUUGUUUUUGUUUUUUACAAAAAUAA